This is a messenger RNA of Trypanosoma rangeli, 342 nucleotides long. Its product is annotated as trans-sialidase. The transcript has a single exon. Bases 1 to 342 code for a protein of 113 amino acids. The record is from RefSeq and is a predicted model, not a curated record. Lineage: Eukaryota; Euglenozoa; Kinetoplastea; Trypanosomatida; Trypanosomatidae.
AUGCCCAAAAUGUCCUGGCAUUUGUUUUCUUCUGCGUUUUGCUUCUCCCCCUCUGCGUGCGGUCGAUGUGCAUCAGCGGCUGCUGAUCAAAAGGAUGUCAUGGAUCCAUUCCAAGGGGCAACACCGAAAACUGCUGAGUGGAAAGAGGCUGCUGGUGCGUCUGUCACUUCCCCCCGUCUGCGCAGCCUUCUGAGGAUUGGGGACCAUUUGUUUGCUGUCGCUGAGGCUUGGUGCAUCAGGAAGAAAGACGGCGCCAGCUUUGCUGGCACUGCGUCGGUGCUCCUCCAUCAGAUUUCUGAUUCCGCAAAGGAGAUCCCGAUGACAGACGCAAGCCUAUUUUGA